This is a messenger RNA of Papaver somniferum (opium poppy), 513 nucleotides long. RefSeq names its product universal stress protein PHOS34-like. The transcript is spliced from 4 exons. The record is from RefSeq and is a predicted model, not a curated record. The coding region runs from base 1 to 513 and encodes 170 amino acids. Lineage: Eukaryota; Viridiplantae; Streptophyta; Magnoliopsida; Ranunculales; Papaveraceae.
AUGGCAAUUGCAACAGCAGAAAAAUUAAUAGUAGUCGGAAUCGAUGAAAGUGACCAAAGUACACUUGAAUGGACUCUUGAUCAUUUUUUCGUACCUCUUGGUUCGAAUUCUGUUUUUAAACUCGUGGUUGUUCAUGCUAAACCUUCUCCAUCUUCUGUUGUUGGCUUGUCUGGACCUGGGGCUGCCGAUGUUGUGGCAAUUGUUGAUGUUGAUCUAAGAAAGACUUCAAAGAGAGCUUUGGAAAAGGCUAAAGACAUUUGUAUUGCAAAAUCUGUAAAAAUUGAUGAUGUGAUUUUCGAAGUGAUGGAAGGGGAUCCAAGGAAAGUGAUGUGCGAGGCCGUAGAAAGACACCGUGCAACCAUAUUGGUUGUUGGCAGCCACGGUUAUGGAGCAGUAAAAAGGGCUCUUUUGGGGAGUGUAAGUGACUAUUGCGCCCACCAUGCUCAUUGCAACGUGAUGAUCGUGAAGAAACCCAAGAUAACAAACUCACUAUGGAACAUUUUUUCACUUUGA